AUGGGCGAUAAAGCACAGCCAGAGCAGGAGGUCUUCACCUCCGCGGACCGCAUCCGCCAGCUCAACGAGGUGGACAAGGAUGUGACGAGGCUAAUCCACUCAGCUGGUCUCGCAAUCCAAGCUUUAACCAACGCCAAACCCAUCCCCUCCGAUUCCUCCCCCGCACCAGAUGGCUCCCUCGACUCUCACAAAGCACGAUUCAAAGAAGCGACCAGCCAAUACUUUGCACUUCUAUCCUCGAUCGAUGUUCGUCUACGUCGCCAAGUCUACGCGCUCGAGGAAGCUUCGGCCCUUGCACCGGAGCGCGACUGGGGCAAAGCGGCCAGGACCGAUGUCAGCGCUGGUGGAUCGGGUGCUGCGAACCCGCUGGAUAUUAGUCGGCUUAACGCCCGGAAGGAUACGACUGGAAAGGACAAGGAGGCAGAGCUCUGGGCCGCUGCUCGGCAGUUUGUUGAGGGAAUCGAGAAGCCACACUCCCAGGACAAGGCCAAUGAUCCGGAUAACAUGCAGACGGAUUGA
This is a messenger RNA of Penicillium canescens, 519 nucleotides long. RefSeq names its product mediator of RNA polymerase II transcription subunit 11. Gene Ontology annotation, cellular component: mediator complex. The record is from RefSeq and is a predicted model, not a curated record. Gene Ontology annotation, molecular function: transcription coregulator activity. Bases 1 to 519 code for a protein of 172 amino acids. The transcript has 2 exons. Gene Ontology annotation, biological process: regulation of transcription by RNA polymerase II. Lineage: Eukaryota; Fungi; Ascomycota; Eurotiomycetes; Eurotiales; Aspergillaceae.